Siniperca chuatsi (mandarin fish) is the source of this 1606-nucleotide messenger RNA. RefSeq names its product septin-1-like. Gene Ontology annotation, molecular function: GTP binding. The record is from RefSeq and is a predicted model, not a curated record. The transcript has 3 exons. Bases 116 to 1276 code for a protein of 386 amino acids. Lineage: Eukaryota; Metazoa; Chordata; Actinopteri; Centrarchiformes; Sinipercidae.
GCUGAUGGAGGAUAAAAACUCUCCUCACAUCACAGCAUCACAGAGAUCCUGAAGCCCACAGCACAGACACCAGCACCUGUUUCAGCCUCACUGUGUGGAGCCCUCGCUACUCACCAUGGCAACGGAGAACACCUCACCCAAAUAUGAUGACAUCAUUUCUAAAAGUGUUCUGAUCCAAUCAGGAUCUCCUGCUCGCUACCAGCUGACACCAAAGAAAGAGAAUAUUGGAACUCUAACAAGAAUGACUCUUGGUGAAAAACAUGUGAACAAAAUAAACAAAACCAUCUUGCUUGUUGGUGAAACAGGAUCAGGAAAAUCUGCUCUGGUCAACGCUCUGGUCAACUACGCCAUGGGAGUGAAGUGGGAGGACGAUGUCUGGUUUCAGAUCGUAGAGGACGAGAAGAGAAGUCAGUCAGAAAGUCAGACAUCAGAUGUGAUCGUGUACCAGAUCUUUGGUUUUGAAGAUGAAACUCUGCCCUACUCUCUGACCAUCAUCGAUACUCCUGGAUAUGGAGAUACCAGAGAGACUGAACAAGAUGUAAGAGUCAGCCACAGAUUAUUAGACUGGUUCCGCUCAGAGGAUGGAGUUCAUGAGAUUAAUGCAGUGGGUCUGGUGCUGAAGGCAACUGAGAAUCGACUGAGUGACCGACAAAGGUACAUCUUUGAUUCAAUGGUGUCUCUGUUUGGAAAAGACAUGGAGAAGAACAUCGUUGCCCUCAUCACACACUCAGAUGGUCUGACACCUGAAAAUACCCUUAAAGCUUUAGAAGAUGCAAACAUUAAGUUUGCCAAAGAUGAGGAUAACCAGCCUGUUCACUUUAUGUUCAAUAACCACCAGACCACACAGAAAACAAAGAAAAAUGAAUCUGCUUUAAAAAGUGGAUGGGACGUAACAACGGAAGGAAUGAGUCAGUUCACAGACUUCCUGGGAAAAGCUGCACCUCAGAAGUUGAUAACAACUGUUAAAGUGUUGAAUUCACGCAUCAGACUGACAGCCUGCAUCCAAAACCUGCAGGAGAAAAUCACGUUCGCUGAACGUAAACAGAGAGAAAUCCAACAGACUCAGGAGCUUCUGAAGAAAUAUGAACAAGAGAUGAAGAACAAUGAGAAGUUCAGUGUAGAAGUUGAGGAGGUCUACAAAGAUAAAGAAACUAUCAAUGGUGGGAUGUGGGGGUUAUUUUAUCAAGGAGCUACCUCUGCUGUACUGUCUGUGAGGAGAACUGUCACUAUCCUGGAUGCACAGUGGCCCGGAGUCCAGAACUCUGUGAGGUCAUAAAAGAUGGCCGCUGCACUGUAUGUACCAGGAAGUGUCCUGCAUCAGAUCACGUGAAAGAAGACUGGAUCUAUGUGACCAAGACAAGGAAAGUUCAGAUGACCAAAGAAAAAAUAAAAAAGAAGUAUGAAAAGAAUAAAGCAGAGACUGGGAGGAAGGUAAGCCUUUUGGAAAGUCUUCAAAAAGAGAUGGAAGAACUUCAGAAAGAAAAGGAUCGGUUGUUGGAAAAGUCCUUCAAGCAUGUUGUCAGACUGGAGCAGAUCGCCUUGAAUGUUGACUCACUGUCCACUUAUGUCCACUUGGACUUCCUGAUUGAGAAGAUGAAGGAGAAAG